This is a messenger RNA of Cheilinus undulatus (humphead wrasse), 2398 nucleotides long. It is a transcript of the gene eif4e2, whose product is annotated as eukaryotic translation initiation factor 4E family member 2. The record is from RefSeq and is a predicted model, not a curated record. Gene Ontology annotation, cellular component: eukaryotic translation initiation factor 4F complex; cytoplasm. Gene Ontology annotation, biological process: translational initiation. Gene Ontology annotation, molecular function: translation initiation factor activity; RNA 7-methylguanosine cap binding. Lineage: Eukaryota; Metazoa; Chordata; Actinopteri; Labriformes; Labridae. Bases 1088 to 1789 code for a protein of 233 amino acids. The transcript is spliced from 8 exons.
AUUUCAAGUUCAGACGGGAGCUUUGCAAGAUUGAUUCACCAGUGAGAAACAUGGUGCUUUGCAAGGUUAGCAUAAGGCAUGAUCCAUUAUUAUUGUAUUAAAUACUCAUAAAUCAACAGGGAGGACAUAACAGCCCUCCUUUAUUUUUAAAUUCCAUACACAAAUGUAAUGUACAUUGUUGACAUAGCGUUUUUCAGGUGACAUUUUCUUUAUGUAUCAUAAGCAAUACUGUUAACUAGAGUUUCCAAUUGACAACGUGUAAAGUUUUCUUUUUUGCCUUUUUUACAUUUUGUCCUUUGCUGCACCUUAUCCAUGAUCACUAAAGGAGCGAUCAAUCUCGCUUCCCUCUCCCAUUACUGUCAGGUUGAGUCUGUCACCUGUGCGUCUGUGCAGGUGAUCAGACGGAAAGGAAGAGACACGAGCGCUGUUACGUCCCCCCUUAUGAUUUGUGAGUAUUUAAGACGAUAACAGUGAAUCGUGCCUUAUGCCUCAUAUCCAUGAAUAUGUGAAACUAGACCUCAUUAUUGGAUAAAACAACAAAGAGAUUCUCACUCAUUAGCACAAACACAGUAUCUAGUAAGAUCCGCUGUUAGUAAUAGCAAGUUUCGACUUUCUCAUCAUUUCUACUUUAAUCUCGAAAUUGUGUUUUAACUUUAUUCUCGUCAUUUCGACUUUAAUCUCAAUUUGCCCCAAAUUAUUUUCUCCUUCUAAAAUGGUCCUAAUCCUCUUCCGUAUGACAGAGACUUUGACAAAGCUAUAAUUAACUUUACAGCAGUAUGGUACUUAAUUUUGUGUAGGGAUCAGCUGUGAGAGAUGUGAUUAAUAAAAUAUUUAAAUAUAACUUUUUUAUGAUCUGAUUUUUCAAAAACAUUUUUAAUCAUGCGUGCAUAAUUCAUGUGAAUAAAACCAUCUAAAUAAAACCAGCUUGUAAAAACAUGUAGAAACUUCUGUGUCACCCACGGCCUCCUGCACGCUCAAUCAUAACUCUAAAAACACUGCGUGCGCGUACAUGUGUACUGCGCGCCACCGUUCCUGCGGAAUUGAGGAGGCUGUGGUUGGACUCCGAAAGGCUCCCACCUAGAAAAUAAUGAAUAACAAAUUUGACGCUCUGAAAGAUGAUGACAGUGGAGACCACGACCAGGACCAAGGCUCACCGAAAGACAGUGAGAAGGAGAAAGCCGAAGACGAUGAAAAGGAACAGAACACCUCCAAGAAAAAGAUGGUGGUUCCAGGAGCAGGAGAGCACCCUCUUCAGUACAACUACACUUUCUGGUACUCCAGGCGCACCCCAGGGAGACCAGCCAGCACUCAGAGCUAUGAGCAGAACAUCAAACAGAUCGGCAGCUUUGCUUCAGUGGAACAAUUCUGGCGUUUCUAUAGUCACAUGAUCCGACCAGGCGAUCUUACUGGCCAUAGUGACUUCCACCUCUUCAAGGAGGGUAUUAAACCCAUGUGGGAGGAUGAUGCCAAUAAGAUGGGAGGUAAAUGGAUCAUCCGUCUACGGAAAGGCUUGGCAUCACGGUGCUGGGAGAACCUGAUCCUGGCCAUGCUUGGGGAGCAGUUCAUGGUUGGGGAGGAGAUCUGUGGGGCUGUGGUGUCAGUACGCUUCCAGGAGGACAUCAUCUCCAUCUGGAACAAGACAGCCAGUGAUCAGGCCACCACUGCCCGCAUCAGAGAUACGCUGCGCCGAGUCCUCAACCUGCCACCCAACACCAUCAUGGAGUACAAGACACACACAGACAGCAUUAAGUAUAGCCUGGGAAGACUUCCAUGGUCUGGUGAAUGCUAGCGGCGGACGUUAGCCCCUCACACAGUAAACCUCUGCAAGGGUGUGCGAAUACGAGAUGUGCUGGGGGCUGACAUGUCCAGGAAGGAUACCUCCGUAUGGACUGGCACUGUGUGACAUGAAGACACGACUAGAAGACCUUUCAUUCUCUGUGUCAAAUUGGAAAUGAACGGAGAAGUCUGUCAACAGAACACUGAACCAAGCCGAAGAGAGAAAUGCGCGUUAUUUUUAAUCAUCCAGAGACAAACGAAGCCUCAAUUUUUUUUUACUUUAUUCUUUUUUAAUGCAGGUUGUACCAUAUUGUUAACUUGGGGGAGGCCAUGUUUGACUGGUGACUGCUGAUCUGAACAUAGCUGAAACAAAGUGUACUUGAAAAAACACAGCAAUCUGUUAUAAUCCUAGACUUCAUUGCUUAACAUACCAUUACUCAAUUCCUGCUGUUUAAAUGCAUUUGUGCUAAUCUGUUUCAAUGGGACUCAAACAGGGUUACAGGUGGAUGUUAUUUUAUUACAGUGCUGUAUUUUAACUACAGUUCCUAUGGACAUUUCGAACUAGAAAGAUUACUAUUAUUGUGUACAAUAUAUUUGUAAAUACAGUCCACUUCAAAGAUCA